AUGUCGGACGGAGAAGAGACUCAAUCCAACCCCCCCGUCGCCGCCGACGAGGUCGAGGUCCCCGCCGAGACCGGCGCCACCGGCCAGAUGUCGGUCCUCGACGCCCUCAAGGGUGUCCUCCGCAUCUCCCUCAUCCACGACGGUCUUGCCCGCGGUCUCCGUGAGGCCGCCAAGGCCCUCGACCGUCGCCAGGCCCACAUGUGCGUCCUCAACGAGGGCUGCGAGGAGGAGGCCUACAAGAAGCUCGUUAUCGCUCUCUGCUCCGAGCACAAGAUCCCUCUGAUCAAGGUCCCCGACGGAAAGAUGCUCGGCGAGUGGGUUGGUCUUUGCCAGCUCGACCGUGAGGGUAACGCGCGCAAGGUCGUCAACUGCUCUUGCGUUGUUGUUAAGGACUGGGGUGAGGAGAGCCAGGAGCGCUCUGUCCUCCUCAACUACUUCCAGACUGAGCAGUAG
Aspergillus mulundensis is the source of this 453-nucleotide messenger RNA. RefSeq names its product 40S ribosomal protein eS12. Bases 1 to 453 code for a protein of 150 amino acids. The transcript is spliced from 3 exons. Gene Ontology annotation, molecular function: structural constituent of ribosome. Gene Ontology annotation, biological process: translation. Lineage: Eukaryota; Fungi; Ascomycota; Eurotiomycetes; Eurotiales; Aspergillaceae. Gene Ontology annotation, cellular component: ribosome; cytosolic small ribosomal subunit. The record is from RefSeq and is a predicted model, not a curated record.